AUGGACUCGCCUGCGAUCCGCAUGGUUAGCCGCGUGCACCUGCAAAUAGCGGUUCGCAAAGCCCCUGCGGCUCGCUGUUCAAAUUCGCUCGUGAUUUGGGAGGAUCCACGUCUGGAGCGUCUGGCUUUCCGCUUCCCUUCGAUCGCAGCGCUUCUCGACGAGUGCUCCCUCGCUGCGUACGCAACCGCGCUCGAGGACGAGGGCUACAGCGUCCGCGGCCUGGGCGAACUCGCCUUUGCCAGCCCCAACGAGCUGAGGCACGCCUUGGUGGACGGGGUUGGCCUAGCGCCUCGGGAGUGGGAGCAGCUCCUUCGCACGCUUCUCGACGCGGGCGAAAGCCGGCAGCGUGCUGAGGCCGCGGCGCAGGGAGGAGCGAGCGGCGGCGGUCCGGCUCUCUCCGCGCAGCAGACACCGCUCUGCAGCGCUCGCCUCCGACUGGUGUUGAGGGAGGCGGAGCCGUUCGAGGUGGCAGGGAGGGAGGCCUUGGAGGAGGAGUGUGCGGAGGAGGAGGGCGGGCUGGGAGGGGCUGGGGAAGGUGGCGGCUCGGCGCCCGCGCCGGUGCUCGCGCGCCACUCCCGCAUGCUCGCCGCGCUGACGGGCGGCUCGCAGCGCUGGCGCGAGGCGGCCGGCGCGGCCGAGGGGCGGUGGGAGUGCUCGCUGGCGGCGCACGAGCCGGCGGGAAAACAAGAGCGCAGCUGCGGGGCGGUGGGUUGGAUGCGCGCGAGCCACGGGGCGGCGAAGCGGGCUGCGGCGGCGCAGCUGCUGUCUCCGGAGAGGGUGGUGCCUGUGGCGAGGCUGUGCCACUACCUCGAGUGCCCUCCGCUGCUGGAGGCGGCGGUGCGCACCCUGGCCUCCGCCGUCGACGCCGCGAACGCGCCCUCCGUCCUGCUACUCGCCCACGAGCUGGGCGAGCCUGCGCUGGAGCGCGCAGCGGUGGGUGGCAUCCUGGCGGACCUCGACGAGGUGGAGAAGGCGGAGUAUUGGCUCGAGCUGCCGCCGCUCACGCGCGCCACCGCGGCGCACGCGUCGCGACGCAGCAGCACCCCUCCCACGCCCAUGCCGUGGUCCGGCAGGCGCGCCACGCUGCGCACGCUGCGCGACGCGACAGCGCGCAACCCACUCCUCUCCGCGGGGCCGCACGCGGCUCGCGGAUCGAGCGCGUCUUCGCCGCGCGAGCUGCUUGCGAUGGUGCGGGAGGCGCUGGCCGAGAUGCGGGAGCGGCUCGCCGACGCGCAGCUGCGGCAGGAGCAGGAGAGCGACUCGGGCGACGCGCGGCAGCGGAAGACGGCGGCUUUCGUCGUCGCGCUCGAGGCGUACCUGCGCCAGGAAGAGAGCGCUUUCGCCGCGCUCGCCGCCCCCGCGACGCCGGCGCUGACGCAGGCAUGGAGAGCGGGCGUCGCGCCUCCGCCGCCUGCGGUGCCGCCCGCCUCGCCGCGCGGCGCCUUCGUGCCGACGUACGAGUGGCAGACGCUCCCCGAGGCGGAGGCGUGCUUGCCGGCCGGGCUCGAGGUCGAGCUGCCGCUGGACGGACGGCCGCGCCGCGCGCGCAUCCCGCCCCGCUGGACGGUGCGCGUGUGGCUGAGCGACGAGCUGGGCUUCUGGCGCGAGGCGGCGGCGCGGGACACGCCGUGCGGCAGCUUGCGUCUCUCGGCGGCCGCGUACGCGGGCGUGGCGCCGUCACAUGUGCGGCUCUGCUACGUCAACGAGGAGAUGGAGGAGAUGGAGGUCGACGACAGAUGGACGGUGGAGGAGGCGCAGCUGUUUCGCCGCGUCUCGCAGCUCCGCGUCGCGAUUGGGGCGGGAGCAGAGGAGCAGGAGGGGGCGCCGAGCAGCGCGCUGGCCGUCCAUCCGAAGAGCUCGCCCGUGUCAUUGGGGUGGCGCAAGUAUCUGAACGGCCCGGAGGGAAGAGGUAAGCUGCGGUCCGCGAGCGAGGGCGUUGCCAGAGAGGCCAUGGUGCGGCUGAAAGGAUACCUGUAUCUGCACCUCGAGCGCGAGCGCGGCCGCUUCAAGAGGGUCGUGCUGCGCGUGCGGGUGUGGGACUGGUUCCGGCUCGGGGCGACCGACGUCAUCGAGGCGCCGCAUGAGGAUAUGAUCAAGAGCUACACCUCCUUUACGGAGGCCGCAGCGGCGGUCCACAAAGCGCUCUACAGGAACGCCGACACCGCCCCAGAGAACGUUUGCUGGAACGAUUACGUGGCGUACAUUCGGUCCAGCCUCCCCCAGUCCAGCGACUCCAACCGCGCCCACAACCCGGCGGGAGACGGCCCCUUCAACAGGUCGCGCCGGCGCGGCACGCUCCCAUGCCGCUUCUACAUUGUGGGCAUCACCUCCUACACCCACGCCUCGCCGGAGCUGGCCUCCGUAAAGAUUGAUUCGCUGCGGUUCAGCGACGGCUCGGGCGAGUGGGUCCGGGCCGGUCACCUCCGGCCCUUUGUGCCGGACGGGGUGGAGCUCGCCGAAAUCGACCCGCUCGUCCGGCGGCAGAUUCGGUUUGAUCAGCACCAUAUGCGGCGCAGCAACUCGCUGAACGCGGUGCGCAAACGGUCGCGGCACGAUCGCGAGCAGCAGGAGGAGGAGGAGGGCCAAGGGCGCCGGACGGGCACGACGAGCGGCGGCGCCCCGCAGCCGAGGAAGAAGGUCAAGUCGCUCGACGCGGGAGACCUCGUCUUUGUGGAUUGGCUGCGCGUCCCCAACCCGGAGCAGGUCCACUCCCCUCCCUUCUUGCCGGCUGACCUCCCCGCCUUCAUCGUCAGCUCCGAGAUUGUGCGGAUGGAUAUGCCAACUGCCGCGCGCGGCGAGAACAGCCCCCUCGACGUGCGUUUGGCGCCGUGGAGCCGCGAUGGCUUGACUGUGGACCCGGCGACCCACUUCGUGGUGCCGCGCAACCACCUGAUCAACUUCAACGCCGGCUUCCGCGACGCGUGGGCACACAGCGCCCGCGCAGAAGAGCGUGCAGGUGCCGUGCACGCGAGCCUGUUGGACGCGAUCGAGUAUAUCGUCGAGUUUCGCAGGCGGCGAAGGCCAGGCUACCCGGGGGUGGACCAUACGUGGAGGAAUCUGAUGGGGGCGGAGCCAUUGCCGGCGCGGUUUUGCGCGGGCGGGGAGAGGAGUGGGUAA
Emiliania huxleyi CCMP1516 is the source of this 3117-nucleotide messenger RNA. RefSeq lists its product as hypothetical. Bases 1 to 3117 code for a protein of 1038 amino acids. The transcript has 11 exons. The record is from RefSeq and is a predicted model, not a curated record. Lineage: Eukaryota; Haptophyta; Isochrysidales; Noelaerhabdaceae.